Molecule: messenger RNA, 583 nt
Organism: Heterobasidion irregulare TC 32-1
Lineage: Eukaryota; Fungi; Basidiomycota; Agaricomycetes; Russulales; Bondarzewiaceae
Exons: 1
Coding region: 16-390 (124 amino acids)
Source: RefSeq, a predicted model, not a curated record
CACCUCUCGUCAAAGAUGUGGCUUUCGCAAAAUUGGUUCAUCCACUGCUUCGGAAGGUUGCCGCUCACCAAGAACCUGUCGCUUGAAGGCUUCAACCCCUGGAGCGCGUUCUCCGGGCUCUACGAGCAGGACGACAAGGGCCUCAGCAAGUACGACGGGGAUAUCCAUGGAAGCCUGUUCGCACCUCAGCUUCGGAGGCUGGAGAUCCGUGAGCUUGAUGAUUAUUGGAGAAGCUGGGAGUGGUUCACUCUGGGCAUGACCUUGGAAGACAGGAGAGACGACCAGAUUUUAAUGCUUGAGUCAAUGAAGGUUCGUGCGCCUAUGAUCGACGACUAUUUGAUGGACCGGUUGAAGGAGGUUGUCCCGAAUUUGGUGUGGGAGUCGGAAUGAGCCCGGUAUUGUUGAUUGCUAUCGUUUCGUUGUCCUUGCUAUAGUUGUGACUUCUCGUGCCGCUGUCAUUGUACCGCCAUUGUCGUGUUAUCGCAGUUGUCGUCCUUAGGGCUCGAAGUCUCAGCCUCUUUUAGACCAGUCAUAUUUAUUGUGUAGAGCUCUCAGCGUCAAUGUAUCCCGCAUCGUUAUCGAG